AAUCAGUCUCCUUCCUUCCAAUCUGGGCAUCCUCAUUCCUCAACUAUUUUCUUCUCAUUUCCUCUUCAGCCUUGUAUAAGCAACCCUCUUUUUCUUCUCUCCUCCACCCUCCCUUUCUCUCUCUCCAAAAGUAACAGAAAACCCAGAGGAGAAUCAUGUCUUCCCCAAGCAAACGCAGAGAGAUGGACUUGAUGAAACUGAUGAUGAGUGACUACAAGGUGGAUAUGAUAAAUGAUAGCAUGCAUGAGUUCUUUGUUCAUUUCCAUGGACCCAGUCAGAGUCCUUAUGAAGGUGGUGUUUGGAAAGUAAGGGUGGAACUUCCAGCUGCUUAUCCUUAUAAGUCUCCAUCCAUUGGCUUUGUUAAUAAAAUGUACCACCCAAAUGUUGAUGAGACGUCGGGAUCGGUUUGUUUAGAUGUUAUCAAUCAGACUUGGAGCCCCAUGUUUGAUCUGGUAAACAUAUUUGAAGUGUUUCUUCCUCAACUUCUAUUGUACCCUAACGCAUCUGACCCAUUGAAUGGGGAGGCAGCUGCUCUGAUGAUGCGGGACCACCCUGCAUAUGAACUAAAAGUUAAAGAGUACUGCCAGAAGUAUGCCAAACCAGAAGAUGUUGGAGAUGCAGCUGAAGAGAUGUCGAGUGACGAAGAGGAGCUGAGUGAAAACGAAUACGAUUCAAGUGAUGAUGCAGUUGUUGGACCAGUGGAUCCUUAGCCCUCUGCUACGGGCUAUCUGUACAUUACAUUGUUAUUAUGUCCAAAAAAACUUCACCUCGAACAAUUGUUAGGGAGGGAAGCAAAGACGAUCCUGACCUCUCAUUUAUUUCAUGUUAAUGUAUAUAUGUAUCAUUUGAUUGCUUGCAUUUGCUUCUCCAUGAGUGUGCUCAAUAAAAUGCUCACUUUUAAGAUCCCCUCCUAUUAUUGUCAUCAUUCUGAACUUUUGUCAUGCUUGGUUUUAAGUUUCCAUUGCAUAGUCAUUUAG
This is a messenger RNA of Cuscuta europaea, 977 nucleotides long. Lineage: Eukaryota; Viridiplantae; Streptophyta; Magnoliopsida; Solanales; Convolvulaceae. The record is from the annotation of a GenBank genome assembly.